Messenger RNA from Hibiscus syriacus, 522 nucleotides. RefSeq lists its product as uncharacterized. The record is from RefSeq and is a predicted model, not a curated record. The annotation marks the transcript as partial. NCBI's taxonomy places the organism in Eukaryota, Viridiplantae, Streptophyta, Magnoliopsida, Malvales, Malvaceae. The transcript has a single exon.
UGGAAAACGUAAGCGAUGUCUGUUGCUCUCUAUACAGUUAUCAUGUUCUUGAUUCAACCGAUUUUCGCACCAGCAGCCUUCGCAACCUUUCAAAUCACCGCCAAAACUAGUGGAACUGCAGCUGGGGGCAGACUAAUCCAUGUCCAGUUAUUAAGUAGUGCGUGGACUGGUUUCUUUUCCGGUUGUUUGCACACCCUGUCAGGGCCAGACCACCUUGUGGCUUUGGCUCCGCUAUCGAUCGGACGUACACGGAUGGGAAGCGCUGUUGUUGGAGCUCUGUGGGGUUUUGGCCAUGAUGCUGGUCAGGUAAUCUUUGGUCUCAUAUUUCUACUUCUAAAGGAAAGACUCCAAAUUGAAGUCAUCCGGACCUGGGGUACAAGGGUGGUGGGCUUAACAUUGCUCGUUGUCGGAGCUAUUGGUAUAAGUGAAGCUUCUGAAGUUCCCACUCCCUGCGUUGCCAUAGGAAACAGUGAGUGUGAUGUUAGUGUUUACGGAACACUCGAUAUUGGAAAACGUAAGCGA